AUGGUGGAUAAAUAAAUGAUGGAGUAAAUAAAAUUUGAUUAUUUUUAAGAUUGGUUAUGAUUCUUUUAGAAUGCAUUUAGGAAAAUUAGGUAAUCAAACCAUCAAAAAUGAUUAUACUAUAUUAAAGUAUAUCUCAGAAGCAAUUAAUGAAUCAACCUUAACCAAAGCCAAAAAAAAAUGUUUAUUAGAAGGCUUAUCAUCUUAAUUUUAUUCUUAUAUUCCUCAUAAUAAUAAUAAUGGAUUCUCAAAAUUAAAAUCUUUAGACUCUAAUUAAAAUAUUAAGGAAAAAUUAGAAAUUAAAGUCAAAUAUCUAAAUAAUUAAUGAUGGUUAUUAAGUUAUUUAAAAGUAUUUAGAGAAUACUCAUGAAAGUACUCAUUAUGAUACUAAUAAUUUAGAGUAAGGUUUCUAAAGUACAAAAGGAAUACGCAAAAUGACUCCAACUGAAAAUAUACAAUUUCAGAUAUGA
This is a messenger RNA of Paramecium sonneborni, 467 nucleotides long. The record is from the annotation of a GenBank genome assembly. Lineage: Eukaryota; Ciliophora; Oligohymenophorea; Peniculida; Parameciidae.